Molecule: messenger RNA, 4939 nt
Organism: Bombyx mori (domestic silkworm)
Lineage: Eukaryota; Metazoa; Arthropoda; Insecta; Lepidoptera; Bombycidae
Gene: ush
Product: zinc finger protein ush
Exons: 4
Coding region: 205-2535 (776 amino acids)
Biological process (GO): positive regulation of transcription by RNA polymerase II; negative regulation of transcription by RNA polymerase II; cell differentiation
Cellular component (GO): nucleus
Molecular function (GO): RNA polymerase II-specific DNA-binding transcription factor binding
Source: RefSeq, a predicted model, not a curated record
ACGUGGUUAUGGACGAUUCUGUGAUGUGGAUGUGGCUGAGCUACCUCAAGGAGCUUGAGGUCGCCUGCUCGGGAGGGGGGCUGCCGCCAGGCGGCGCCACCGCCGUCAAAACAAUCUGUAAGCUCUCGUGUGCUCAGCACAAAAGUCUCCGAACUCAAUAAUAGCGAACCGUGUGGACACUUAACGACUACAAAUGCGUUUUAGAUGUGCACAAACACUAAACAAACUACCCGAAGUGAGGACGAGGAAUGGGGAAACGAGAGCGAGGCGAUGCCGGGAGAACCUCGCACGCCAAGCUCGGGGGGCGAACGACCUGCAUCUAGUGGCGGCGCCUCGCCUGCUUCUGGGGGCUCACCGGCUGCUUCACCACCGCGACUACGCCUUAAUACGAGCCUCGCGACUGACCCUGCCUUAGCACCGCAAGCAACAUCGCUCAAACGUGAACCGCCCUCUCCUUCUCCUCCUCCGCCGCCUACACCAGCUACUCAGGCGCGUGAAUACAUUGCACUAACGGCUGCCGCUUUCCCUGGCCUGUUCCCGACAAACGCGGUGCCGGGCUACAUCUGCAAUCCGUGUGGUAUCAGAUACUCAUCUCUAAGUACGCUCCAAGCACAUCAAGCACAUUAUUGUGCGAACAGAAAACCUAAGCCUUCUGAGGCAACGGAUGCAUCAGCCUACGCUGCAGGUGAUGACUCAAGUGGAGAUUCAAAAACUUCAAAACCAGCAGGGAAGCAAUACGCUUGCACAUUAUGUUCGUACAGUGCUGACAAAAAAGUCAGUUUGAACAGACAUAUGCGAAUGCAUUCUUCGUCCCCUGUCAGCAGCGGGACGCCCGCACCGGCGACGCCCACGUCCAAUGGUGAAGCAACUGAGAGUCCCCAAGCUCAGGACCGAUAUUGUACCGAUUGUGAUAUUCGCUUUAGCUCUACAAAAACAUACAGAGCACAUAAAGCUAACUACUGCAGCACCCGUCAAGUUGUCAAACAAGCUCUGCAGGCUAUUAAAGGAAGCUCUGUAACGUCGGGCUCGGCUCCUCCAUCACCGGGAGCGACACCACCAGCACAAAAUCAAUAUGCUCUGGCGUUACCCACAAAUCCAAUACUUAUCGUCCCGUAUACGUUACUGCGCAGUGCCAGCACGCUUCCCGGGGCGACGCUGCCGGAUCCGGAUACUCCAUGCUUCUUACUACCAAACGGUACAUUCCAGCCUCUGACUCACAUUUUACCCAAUAUCAAUACAGAUCCCAAAACACCGGAGGUCUUAAAAUCUGCAAAUCGAGCACGAGAUUCCUCAAGAGAUGGCACGACGCCUCUGGACCUCAGCGUGCGCCGUUCGCCGGAGUCUGUUGUGGUAGAUGAACAUGAAAAAGAAAACAGGAUUCGUUCAACGACGCCGGAACAAAUAGUUUGCGCGCCAUCGCUGCCGGGCUCACCCGGGACACCGUCGCCUUCCCGACGUUCUUUGUCUCCAAGCGGCGAGAGUUCUCCAAAAAGACGACGGCGAAACUCUAGAGGACCAACACCGAAACCACCAAGUGUACCAUCGCCGCCGGCAGUCCCACCUCCAAUCAUACCUCCCGCUUUAGCCAUACGGCUUGCCUCAGAGCUGCCAGUAGCUGCUAAAUCUCCUCAAGUUCUGGUCAAGCAAGGCGUAUCGAAAUGCAAAGAGUGCAAUAUAGUUUUUUGUAUGUACGAGAACUAUCGAGUACAUAAGCAACGUUAUUGCUCAGCCGGCGGGGGCGAAGAGCCAGCGAGCCCGGCGCCACCGGAGGCCGGGCCGCCGCCUCAGUAUCGUCAACUGAUAUGCCUGGCCUGCGGUAUUCACUUCAGUUCCUUGGAUAAUCUCACAACCCAUCAAUCAUAUUACUGCACGAAACGUGAAACCCGAUCGUCGAGGUCCGUUCCCGAGUUACCGAGGCCGUCGUCGGGUACAGAGGGAGGAUGGAAGUGUCCGUGCUGCGACGUGGUGUCGCCGACAGCGGCCGCGGCUCAGCGCCACAUGGAGGCGCACGCCGGAGUGAAGGCGUUCAGGUGUACCAUUUGCCGGUAUAGGGGGAACACCCUACGAGGCAUGCGCACACACAUACGUAUGCACUUCAACAACAAGAAACCAGCCGAUUUACAGGAGGAGAGCUACAUAGCAUGCGUACUCGAAGACGAGAGCCGAGAAGCAACGUCUCCCAGUCCAGCAGUGGCAGGGGAGAGGGUCCAUCGCUGCAGCAGUUGCGCGUACACAUCCACAUACAGGGGCAACGUAGUGCGCCACGCACGAUUAGUCCACGCCACUGACGAGCCUGAUGAGGAACAAACCUCACCCCUUCCGACCAUUCCUACCCUGCCUGUGGAUAUUAAAAAGGAGCCAGACAACGACGCCGAAGAGACGCCUAAUUACUGCAAAUCUUGCGACAUAUCCUUUAAGUACGUGAACACUUACAAGGCGCACAAGCAGUACUAUUGCACAGCAAACAAUCAAGACGCGGCCGCGAACAACAACGUUCCGACCCCACCCAGGGUUAAUGACACUCCCGUACUAUGAACUGCGUCUGUGACAUAAUCGAUAAUAGUGAAGGUAAAAACCGUAAAUUCUUAAAACGGUUUAUGAGAUGUUUAUUUAGAUUUUUUGUUACAGUGCCAUCUGUUGAGUACGAAUUGUAAAUAAUAUGUAACGCAUUGAAAUUCGUAUUUAUAUCGAUACUAUGCAGUAAACAUUCGUUUUCUGUAUUUGCCUUCGCUAUUAUCGAAAACUAGAUCUUAUUAACUUCUAACAAAAAAUUCAAAAUUGCUAGCGAGAAUCGAAACGCUUUCGUUGCUUCAAAUCUAUUAUUCUUAAUCGUUAUUAUAUUAAAUCACGUUUCGGACGUUAUUAUGUGCAAUAAUCAAAACUUAUACAUAUUAUAUAAAUAUAAAUAUCCAGCACUGCAUAUCAAUGCCAAACAACUGUAAGUUCAGUUGAAUUGUAUAUAAUCAUAACUUUCCUCAAAUUUAGGUAUUUGUUAUUGUUAUGUAAGAAUAAUGUAGGAAAGUUGAAUGACUUCUUCGCAUAGUGUAUACGUUAUUAAAAAUAUUAGCAAAUUGUAUAUAACUGUAAAGAUAUUAUUAAAUUGUAACUAAAUUUUAUUACCAUUUGUUCUUAGUGAUUGUUCUUUCUUUGUUGUUAAUUUUGUUUAAUAUUAAUUAACAUGUUAAGCAGUUAAUGCUCAAUUCCGUUUGCCUACCAGUGGUGUUGCCAACUGUAUUUUUUCUGUCAACUGCAAAAAAAAAACAAAAAGCUUAAAGCUUUUUUACCUAUUGUGAACAGUUUGUGAUAAUUUACUAGAUUCAAUUGCAAAUUUGAGGCUAAUAAGUAUUGAUGAUUAUUCAUGUAAAAACUAAUUUAAAACACCCUUCAGUAAACAUUUUUCUGAUAACAUUAUGAUAAUUGUUCCAUAUAUAUGAAUAUAAAAACGUUUUUAGGAUUUAAUAUUGUACCAUGUUUUGUCUAUGCCAAAGCAUCGCUAGAUUUUAAUUAGUAAUUUGCAUUUAUAGGUAUCUCACUAAUUAAUAAAAUUUAGAUAUAAGUGAAUACAAGACUUCGAGUAGAUGUACCGAUGUGUAUGUUUAAAAAUAUGUAUUCAUUUGUGUUUCGUCUUUAAUAUGAGUCUCGAAUUUCAGUGUUUACAAUAUUUUAAAGGUACAAUGUGUUCGUUUUUAAAAUAAUCGAUCUUCCAUUUUGUUACACUUAAGAGUCAUUGAUAUAAUCUUUAAUUCUGUAGUUUAUUCGAAUCAAGAAGGUCAGAAAAAUGGCUGCCUACUGUGAAACUUUACACAAAUGAUAUAAAAAAACAAAUUUCAACAUUAUGGACAACAGUAAAUGUGCAAUAACUGUAACUAUGCUAUUUCUCAAAUUAUCUACUUUUUUAAUACUACAGAAAUAAAUCAGCGAUGUUCGUCAAUGACUUAAUUUAGUAUUUAAAUUUAGAGAUCAUGACAUUGUCUAUGUUUUAUCAUCGUCUGUAACUCAGCAAGUGAGGUUACGUGCCAUAAUAAUAAUUAUGUUCUCAAUACGUGCAUACGUUUUUAAUGUUACGACAGUCUCGAAUAAUAUCAAAUUAAUAAAUUAUUAAUUCGUUGAACGGCAUUCGAUUCAGCGUAAGUAAAUGUAGAACUUUGUUGCCUGAAUUUGAUUUAGCUUCAGACUUCGCUAACUGUGUCAAUAUUAAGACAUAAAACCAUCUCUAACUUAAUUCUCGGCCAAUCCAAUCCGAUUAACUUCGAUACGCGGGAAUGAUUUUUUUUCAUAUAUCUGUUGUUUCCUAGACUGCUGAAAGUUUACCGAAGUUUGUUCUAACCUUAGAGUAUGGAGGAUAUAGGUAAAGAAGCAGUCUCUGCGUAUAAAAAGCUGUCCAUUGAAAAGCGAGCGAUUAGCGCCACCGUAGCGACUGGUCUAAUUUCAAAGAUGGCGCCCAAAGUUAUUGUAUUAAAUUUUCACUCCGUUUACAACUGCUACAUUGACAUGCUACUUGCUACGCUACCGCUAUUUUGGAGGGUUUUUAGUUAUAAUUUUCUGUUCAUAGCUCAAUACUUUUUCAUACCUUCCAUAUGUUAAAGAGAGCGAAUUAACUGAACAAAACUUUACUGCCUAGAAUUGAUGUCAGAAAAUAGUCUGUAGUGUAUGGUUUAAAAGAAACACUUACGCUGUUUUGAAUGCGGAUCAACGAUUUAUAUUUGUGAAGAUGGAGAUGCCUCAAUAGAAAAAAAUCUGCUUGCACGAUUCAAUCUGUCUACUUGUAUUUCUUUUUGUCAUAUUUUGGAAAAUUUAAGGCAUCUUUCCGUGUGUGUACCCUAAUAACUUUAGGACGUAAACUCUAAUAUUUACGGAGGGAAAUCAAUAAGCAAUGUGGGCGUAAUUGAUAUUGUAAAAAAUAUCGCCAGACAAUAAAUUAUUUAUCACAUUAUAUGAA